AUGGCCGCUCAUCUAUCCGGCUCGCAUACAAGAAAUGGAAGCAGCAAUUCGGUUACGGCAGGAGUGUCUCUAGAUGAACUCCCCAAAUCCAAUAAUUUCACAUCAAAACUGCCAGCAGACCCCGCUUUUGAAACCCCAGAAUCCUCUCACAAUGCGCCCCGCGAAGCACUUGGACCACGGCUGGUUAAAGGCGCUUUGUUUACCUAUGUCCGCCCUGAGCCGACAGAUCAACCAGAGCUGUUAAGUGUAAGUCCGCAGGCGCUAAGGGACAUCGGCCUCAAAGAUGGCGAGGAGAGGACUGCGCAGUUCCGCGACCUGGUCUCGGGAAAUAAAAUAUUUUGGGAUAGGGACAAUGGAGGAGUAUAUCCGUGGGCGCAGUGUUAUGGUGGUGAGAAACGAGCCAUCAGCCUCUUCGAAUCAACGAAUCCUGCUACGAAAAUCCGAUAUGAGAUUCAGAUUAAAGGGGCUGGCAGAACUCCUUAUUCUCGGUUUGCCGAUGGAAAAGCCGUUCUUCGCUCAAGCGUCAGGGAGUAUAUAGUUUCAGAAGCUUUGAAUGCUCUGGGAAUCCCUACAACACGCGCCCUUUCGCUCGUGUUAUUGCCCAAUUCCAAAGUGCGGAGAGAGCGGCUAGAGCCCGGUGCCAUUGUGACUCGUUUUGCUCAAUCUUGGAUUAGGAUCGGAACUUUUGACCUUCCCGGAUCCCGCGGUGAUAGAGAUCUCUCCAGGAAAUUGGCGACCUAUGUAGCAGAGGAUGUUUUUCCUGGCUGGGAAUCCCUUCCAGCCGCUCUAUCUGCGGUAUCGCCUGACGUAAGAGAUGCACCGUCUGUCGAUAAUCCUUUGCGAGGUGUGCCUAAAAACGAAAUCCAGGGAGAGAAAGGCGCGGAGGAGAACCGCUUUAGCCGCCUCUAUCGAGAGAUAGUUCGACGUAACGCAAAGACCGUUGCCGCAUGGCAGGCGUACGGUUUCAUGAACGGAGUGUUAAAUACUGACAAUACGUCCAUUAUGGGUCUUUCUCUCGACUACGGCCCAUUUGCGUUCAUGGAUAACUUUGACCCGCAGUAUACCCCGAAUCACGAUGAUCAUCUCCUUCGAUAUUCAUAUAAGAACCAGCCAAGUGUGAUCUGGUGGAAUUUAGUGCGACUUGGAGAGUCCUUGGGUGAAUUGAUGGGCGCUGGCGAUAAGGUAGAUGACGAGACCUUCGUUUCAAAAGGCGUAACUGAGGAAUUUGGCAAGGCCCUUGUGCAAAGAGCAGAGAAACUCAUCGAUAACGCUGGUGAAGAAUACAAAGCUGUAUUCCUGAAUGAAUACAAACGACUCAUGUCGGCACGCUUGGCGUUGAAAACCCCCAAGGAAUCUGAUUUCCAGGAGCUAUUCUCAGAGCUACUUGAUACCCUCGAGGCUCUUGAACUUGACUUCAAUCAUUUUUUCAGACAUCUUUCCAACAUCUACCUCGCCGACAUUGACACUAAUGAAAAGAGGAAAGCUAUUGCAAGCAUCUUCUUUCAUAAAGAGGGCGUCGGUGGAAUAGGCAAUACUGAAGAAUCUGCCAAAGAUCGUAUUGCCAAAUGGCUUUCUUCAUGGCGGAACCGUAUCAUUGAAGACUGGGGUAUGGAACCGGAUGAAGAGAGACAGAAAGCAAUGAAGGCGGUUAAUCCGAAAUUUCUGCCACGAUCCUGGAUCCUCGAUGAGGUGAUCCAACAUGUCGAGAACAAGGGCGACCGAGGGAUUCUCGACCGUGUCAUGCACAUGGCCCUGAAUCCAUUCCAGGAGGAGUGGAAUUUGGACAAAGACGAGGAGGAGCGAUUCUGCGGAGAUGUCCCGCAGUUCAAGAGAAUGACUAUGUGCAGUUGCAGUUCAUGA
This is a messenger RNA of Histoplasma capsulatum G186AR, 1860 nucleotides long. Its product is annotated as YdiU domain-containing protein. NCBI's taxonomy places the organism in Eukaryota, Fungi, Ascomycota, Eurotiomycetes, Onygenales, Ajellomycetaceae. The record is from RefSeq and is a predicted model, not a curated record. The transcript has 4 exons. Bases 1 to 1860 code for a protein of 619 amino acids.